AUGUCCAUCUGGAGAAACUACUUCGGUCCCUCCGCUGUUCCGGCGAAGGAUGAGAAGAAGCCUAUCCGUGCUCUACCCGCUUCCUGGUACACCUCCGAAGAUAUGUACGAGCUUGAACGCCGAUCCAUCUUCUCCCGGAAGUGGCUUCUUACUACACACAAGCACCGAGUCCCCAACAUCGGUGACUGUGUUCAUUACGACGCUGCCGGCUACGAGUUCACCGUCGCCAAAGACAACAAUGGAACCAUCACUGCUUUCCACAGCAACGAUAUCUUCCCUGUCCAUGUGCACAUUGACCGCACUGGAUUUGUCUGGGUGAAUCUGGACAUUAACAAGCUCCCCGAAGUUGCCUGGAAUGAUGACUUCGAAGGUGUCGACGAGCAACCCCGGUUCGAGCACUACAACUUCGAGGACUAUAACUUCGAUCACACUUGGGAGAUGGAAGGCGAGUUUAACUGGAAGAUCCUAGCCGAUAACUACAACGAGUGCUACCACUGCAAAGUCGCUCAUCCCGAUAUCCCCACCAUCGCCGACCUCAACUCCUACUACGUCAAGACCAAGGCCGGCCACAUCCAACACUACGGCGCCCAGCGACAAGACCAGAUCGAUAAGGGUUUCCGGAUAGCAACUACCUACUUCUGGCCUAAUGCCUCUGUCAACAUCUCUCCCCAUUUCUUCUUCAUGCAGCGGUUCACCCCUACCAGCCCGACUCAAUGUGUAAUGCGUUACGAAGUCUACCGCCACAAGGACGCCACCGAUGAGGCCUUCAACCUCAUCAGCGACAUGUACAAGCGAAUCAUGUCUGAAGACAAGUACCUGUGCAUGCACACGCAGAAGAAUCUCAACGCUGGUAUCUUUGUCAACGGCCAGCUUCAUCCCGAGAUGGAGCAGGGUCCCCUUCACUUUCAGAAGACGGUGCGGGAGGUUGUGACGGAACACUAUGCCAAAGAGGAGGCUGCAGGUCAUCAAAUCUGGCCCGCGAAGCGCGAUCUUCCUGUAGAUGCUGCUGUCAGCCAGGAUCAAGAGAACGAUGCUCUCCGUACGGGCAUGCACAGCUUCAAUGUUGAGGUCGACACUUUCAAGGACUCCAUGGACACUGGUCUCUCCGCGGUAACGGCAAUCGCUGUGUAG
Molecule: messenger RNA, 1131 nt
Organism: Penicillium digitatum Pd1
Lineage: Eukaryota; Fungi; Ascomycota; Eurotiomycetes; Eurotiales; Aspergillaceae
Product: RHO alpha subunit C-terminal catalytic domain-containing protein
Molecular function (GO): iron ion binding; 2 iron, 2 sulfur cluster binding
Source: RefSeq, a predicted model, not a curated record